This is a messenger RNA of Ilyonectria robusta, 2264 nucleotides long. RefSeq lists its product as uncharacterized. Gene Ontology annotation, cellular component: cytoplasm; ubiquitin ligase complex. The record is from RefSeq and is a predicted model, not a curated record. The coding region runs from base 121 to 2070 and encodes 649 amino acids. Gene Ontology annotation, molecular function: protein binding. The transcript has 3 exons. Lineage: Eukaryota; Fungi; Ascomycota; Sordariomycetes; Hypocreales; Nectriaceae.
AUCACCAUCAAACGAGCAACCGCUAAAAAAGGCAAUAAGCCGGGGAGGAAAAAAUUAUACAAAUUAUCCCUCCAUCUCUUUAUAUCUCUUGUUUCAUCCCAAAGACUUAUAUCCCCCGCCAUGGUUCUCCGAAAGGAUGAGCUCGAGGGCACGCUCGCCCAGGAGGCAAUCCUCAUAAAGAGCGGCGUGCUGCGCGAUGAGAACCCGCUCGACGACAGCCCCGAGUUCCACGAGUUCCUGACGGCCUGCCGCCAUGGCGAUCUGCGAACCUGCCAGGAGCUCAUCAGCCGGGGCGUCAACAUCAAUGGAAAGGACCACUUCGACUAUACGCCCCUGAUUAUUGCUAGUCUCUGUGGACAUUAUGAACUUGUUCAGCUUCUAUUAGAAGCCGGCGCCCUUGCGGAACGUAACACAUUCCAAGGCGAGCGCUGCAUCUACAACGCCCUCAACGACCGGAUCCGCAACCUCUUGUUGCAGUAUGACUUCUCCAAGUCCACCGACCCCUACGUCUACUGGACCACCCAUAUAUCGACUCUGCUCGGUCGCGUCACCCCCAGAACCUCCGAUGUUGCCCUCGUCGCCAACGACCGCUCCUUCAAGGUGCACAAGUUUCUGCUCGCCUCCCGCUCACCAUACUUCCACAGGAAACUCACCGCCGCCCCGGGUACGGCGACGUUGAAACUCGCUGAUGCGAUCCCGCCAGAGGCGUUUCACAUUGUGCUAAGGUAUCUUUACCUUGGCGAAGUCCCGCGAGAUCUUGCUCCGCAGGGGGCGUCCUCAUCAGAGGAAGACGUUGCUAAGGGCUUGGAUAAGAUCAGCAAGCAGCUCGAGGUCGAACAGCUAUGGGAGGCCAUUCUCGCCGGGUCAGACAGGCGACUCGCCCGCCAACGGUAUCAGGACGAGAUCGAGCGAGCACGAGGCCAACUGGAGAGAUUUUUCCAGAGCAGUGUCAAGGGCCACAAAAUGGUUGUAGACACGGAUCGUGUCAAGGAUGUCAAGUGGCAGUACGACAACGCCAUGUUCGCCGAUGUGCUCCUGCGUGCAGAUGAGCCGAGUGACGCGGAGCAAGAUGAAGAUCCCAACCCGGUGGAAGAAGCCCCAACCAUCCCCAUUGGCCCAGCCGGCGACGGUGGCAAACCCUUCAAGAAGAGGAAAUCCGUACUCUACCCCGCGCACAAGGCCAUGCUUAUCCGCAGUGAGUACUUUGAGAAGAUGUUCUCUGGGGACUUUGUCGAAUCGCGGCGUGCCGACCACCUGCGCGUCAUCACCGUCGACUGCACGCCGGCCGUUCUCGAAAUCAUCCUAUCUUUCAUAUAUACUGAGACUGUCGUGUGUCCGCUUGAGCACGCCCUCGACCUACUUUAUGCUGCUGAUAUGCUAUUCCUUGACAAUCUCAAGACGAAAGCCGCCGUUGCCAUCAGCACGCUUGGUAGCGGCACAGCUAACGUUCUCGUUGACCGGACUCAUGGACACGAGGCCGAUACCGAGAAUGGAAAGGCAGUUAAUGGUAAUCAAGAGACGACGGAGCAAGUGGAGAUGGAGCCAAUCAACAUCUACGACGUCAUCCACGCAGCAUGGGAUCUGCGCGUGCAACGUCUCGAGGAGUUUGCAGCCCGGUACCUCGCCUAUCGUCUCGAAGACUACAUCGACGAGCCGGAGUUCCAGGACCUCAUCAACGAGAGUGCCCAGCGCCUGCACUCACGUGAAGAGACUGACACUAUUGAAUUGCUCGAUGAUAUUCGAUACUACCUCUCAGAUCGCUUCCGCCUGCGCUUCGAGGAUGCCGGCCUCGACGAGAUGAUGGACGAGGACGGCGAAAUUGAAGCCGAACUGGCCGCAGCCUUGGCUGAGCAGGCGACUAUCACCGAAGGUGAUGCACCCACCACUAUACCAGAGGCGAAUGGGACUUCGAACGGUGUUGAGAGCCAGCGCGAGGCGGAGAAACCCGGAGCGGUGCGCACACUUGAUGGCGAGGUCGCAGAGGAUGAAUUUGCUUCGGAUGCCAUCAACUACCAGAUCCUACUCGGAAAGAUCGAUGCCAUGCUAGACCGACUAAAGCUCGAUGCUUAACUCAUAUUCUGAUUUGCUGCGCCAAAUGUACAUUUGAGAGCGACUUGUGCUAGAUACCUUGGGCAUGGGAGAUAGGUGGUGCGUCUAGAUGCCAUGAUAAGACUCAUAUAAAUAUACAAGAACAAAUUCGUAAAAGAGGAAUGAUUUUAUUUCUUUUUUUCUGGUUAUGUUUGAUAUGAAUGACAAAAGUAGGU